UCUUCUCCUCAAUUUUGCAAUUCGAUCUAUUCUUCUUCUUCUUGAUCUUGUUCUUCUCCCGAUUCUUUAACUGGGCGAUCUGUUCUCUGUUCGAAACAUUCUUCAGCUCUGUAGUCUGCUGCGAAUCCUCUGUUUUUGUGCACUUGGUUUUCUGAGUUUCUCUACAAUCCGAGAAGUCGGCCUUUUUCCAGCUGGAAAUUCUGUCCCCUUUCGCUCUCGAUUUCUUCGUUCUCACUCGUAUUUCCUGAGGAAAACAGGAUUACCUUUUGUUUUUGGUAAUCCUGUCUUCUUUCCCAGUGUUUUCCCUCACUCUGUAAUUCCUCUGUUUUUCCUUUGAUAGAGGGUUUUGACAGAACUCUGUUUCAAAAAUGGAUACUAUCCUUCAGAAUCUUCCACCAGUCACUUACACCAACCUCAACGACGGUGGAAACAUUCCCUCCUCACUAUCGGAGCUCAUUCUGAAAGGUUUCGGCUCCAACACUCUCGAUUUGAUCUUCUCGAACUCCGACCGAACAAAUUCAACCACUGAUAACACCCCAAUUCGGGAAACAUUGGGCUCUUCAAUCUAUAUGCUUCACAGAGAUCUUAUGCAAAAGUUUUGCAACCGGAACAAUUCGAACAUGUAUCUGACUCAUGCUGCUUCAGUACCAGCGUCUCAGCACUAUGACAACAUGAGCCCGUACCCUGUUCCACCGAAGAAGAAGAUGUACAGAGGAGUGAGGCAGAGGCACUGGGGGAAAUGGGUGGCAGAGAUCAGACUGCCCCAGAACAGGACUCGAGUGUGGCUGGGGACCUACGACUCAGCCGAGUCUGCUGCCUAUGCGUACGACCGGGCCGCGUUCAAGUUGAGGGGCGAGUACGCGCGACUGAAUUUCCCCGAGCUGAAGCUGAAGGACUUGAAGGACUUGAAGGAGUCAGGGCUAGCUGACAGCAAAAAGCUGAACGCCGUGCGGAGCUCCGUGGACGCAAAGAUCAACGCGAUAUGCCAGAAGGCAAGGAAGGAGAGAGUGAGGCGGAGCACGAGGAAGGGCGAGGGGUCGGCAACGCAGGCCACGUCUUGUUCAUCGUCACCGUCAUCUUCAUCUUCAUGGGGGAGUGAAGUGAUGCUGUCCCCGAGUUGCUCCGAAGAAGAGGAGAUGCGGAGGCUCGUGAGUUCUAAUCCGUCCGUCUCAGCCGGUUCAACCGGGCCGGAAUUGGUGCUCGACGGCUGUUCGCUCGAGACGAUGCCAUCUUUCGAUCUGGAGUUGAUUUGGGAAAUUCUUGCUAAUUGAAAGGCGGGUGAAUCUGUGAUUGAGGAGUGAUGUUGCUGGGUAGAUGAUCUCUGGAAGUCGUGCCAAAUUGUAGAUUGAAAAGUGUCGGUGUAGCGGCUUAGCUUUUGCUUUUCGUCUUGGAGUUCGAACAGGGAAUUAGCUUUGGUAGGGAGUGAUGUUCUAGAGUCAUAUUGAUAUUGGACUGUCAUAUUCAUCAAUUAUCUGUCAUUACCUCGAAUUAUCAUAGUCCUUUGCUGAA
Messenger RNA from Eucalyptus grandis, 1509 nucleotides. RefSeq names its product ethylene-responsive transcription factor ERF061. The record is from RefSeq and is a predicted model, not a curated record. Gene Ontology annotation, molecular function: DNA-binding transcription factor activity; DNA binding. The transcript has a single exon. NCBI's taxonomy places the organism in Eukaryota, Viridiplantae, Streptophyta, Magnoliopsida, Myrtales, Myrtaceae. Gene Ontology annotation, biological process: regulation of DNA-templated transcription. The coding region runs from base 369 to 1271 and encodes 300 amino acids.